Guyanagaster necrorhizus is the source of this 831-nucleotide messenger RNA. Its product is annotated as GroES-like protein. The transcript has 5 exons. Lineage: Eukaryota; Fungi; Basidiomycota; Agaricomycetes; Agaricales; Physalacriaceae. Gene Ontology annotation, molecular function: oxidoreductase activity, acting on the CH-CH group of donors, NAD or NADP as acceptor. The coding region runs from base 182 to 787 and encodes 201 amino acids. The record is from RefSeq and is a predicted model, not a curated record.
GGCACUUGUAUUGCACAAUUGUCAAGCUUAGCGCAACGUGGUAAAUUUCCGUGGAGCCCCGGGAGUUCCUACAAGCGUUUGGAUCUUAUCUUUUUCUUUCUCACUGACGUCUACAGGACACCAGGCUUUACCAGUGAAAACGACGUAACAUUCCUCUUAACUCACUUCAUACAUUUUGGAGAUGCCUCGGGUUCUCAAUCCUAGAGUCAUAUUUAGUUCUAUUCCAAAAGGCCCACCUGAUGCAGAGACCUUCACUUAUCUGGAAAAUGAGAACAUCGACAUUGAAACAGUCGACCUCGACGGUGGGAUCCUUGUGGAAAUACUGGCGCUUAGCCUGGAUCCAUACAUGCGUAAUCGAAUGAGGCCCAUCGAAGAACCUGCAGAUAUGCCCGCGUUCGGUCUGAAUGAUACUGUCACAGGCUUUGGUGUCAGGCGCGUUUUAAGGUCUGAGGGAGACGGGAUUGAAGCUGGGAGCCAUAUAUAUGGAUUCAUGCCCUUCAAGAAGUUUGUCGUCUUUCCGACUACAACUGCUAUGUCCUUGGAAAUCUCAGGACUCGACUUGAAAGUCCUCAGCAAUCCCUACGGAUUGCCGUGGCAUUACUUCGUUGGCGCUCUAGGUAUGUCUGGACAUACUGCUUACUAUGGGUUGAAAGAUCUCGCUUCACCUAUACCCGGUCAAACUCUAUUCGUUUCUGCUGCGUCCGGUGCAGUCGGCCAUCUGGUAAUACAAAAUAGCAAAGAUUCAAAAGCUCAAUUUCGGCCCUCGGCUUCGCGUAGAAGAUCUUAAUAUACAUAAAAAGUAUGUGCGACUUGAAUAGAGCUGAGACCAGC